AUGGCCGACAAACGUGACGUCCAGAUCUCAAAAUCUCUCUCGUACCUCCUUCGCCACGGCGCCGAAAAAGAGAAACUCGCCAUCGACCCUCAGGGCUGGAUCGCAUUGGAUGUUCUACUCAAUCACCAUAGACUCAAAUCUCAGAAAGCUUCAGUGACAGACAUCGAGCGUAUUGUGGCACAGAACGACAAGCAACGCUUCUCACUUAAGUCUGUUGAUGACUCCGUCUACAUUUGCGCUAACCAGGGCCAUACGCUCAAGGCUGUCACCCCAGAAUUAGAACUUCUAACAUCGGAAACCAUGCCAGCCAACGUCUACCACGGUACGUUUCGUCGCAAACUUCCAGCCAUUGAGCAAACGGGCCUCAGUCGCAUGCAGCGGAACCAUAUCCAUUUCACAUCGGAUGCAGAAUGGAGCAAACUGGGAAUCCGACCCAAUUGCGAUGUCCUCAUCUACAUAGAUACUUCCAGACUACUUGAUAACGGAUAUGAGUUGUACCGCAGUAGGAACGGGGUUAUUUUAUGCGGAGGCAACGCCGAUGGAGUUAUCCCUGCCUACUACUUUUCCCGAAUAGUCACGAGGGAUUCGGAUGGUGGUGACCAAUGUUAA
Molecule: messenger RNA, 609 nt
Organism: Sungouiella intermedia
Lineage: Eukaryota; Fungi; Ascomycota; Pichiomycetes; Serinales; Metschnikowiaceae
Source: the annotation of a GenBank genome assembly